AUGCCUGCACUUUGGCCCUUGAUUCUAGUGAUGUCGAUUGGCAUUACGCUUUUCAUCGCAUGGAUGAUACUCACCUCAUGUCUAGGUGAAGGAGCUCGUCGUCAUAUUUCAGGAAUGUCAUAUAAUCCCCGAGAAGCCAUAUAUGACAGUAACUACAUGGGAGCCAUCACAUCCAAUGGACACGGUACUUGGAACCAAUUCGAGAUGCAAGAUAUGUUAGGAGAUCAUAUUGAACAUUCCGAUUCCGAGUAA
Messenger RNA from Botrytis sinoallii, 252 nucleotides. RefSeq lists its product as uncharacterized. The record is from RefSeq and is a predicted model, not a curated record. NCBI's taxonomy places the organism in Eukaryota, Fungi, Ascomycota, Leotiomycetes, Helotiales, Sclerotiniaceae. The transcript has 2 exons. Bases 1 to 252 code for a protein of 83 amino acids.